This is a messenger RNA of Anarrhichthys ocellatus (wolf-eel), 1168 nucleotides long. RefSeq names its product glutathione S-transferase Mu 3-like. The transcript has 8 exons. Gene Ontology annotation, biological process: glutathione metabolic process. The record is from RefSeq and is a predicted model, not a curated record. Gene Ontology annotation, molecular function: glutathione transferase activity. Bases 185 to 844 code for a protein of 219 amino acids. NCBI's taxonomy places the organism in Eukaryota, Metazoa, Chordata, Actinopteri, Perciformes, Anarhichadidae.
AUUCACGUGAAGAAUCUGAAUCCCGCUUGGAGCAGGUCUAAACCCUCAAACACGUGACCCGUCAGGUCUACGCCGCCCACCUCGCGCUUCUGUCCUCUCACACAAAGAAACCAGCCCACCCCUCCGUUUAAAGCAGCUGCACGAGUCGCUGUCAGCCACAUUUGGUCCCUACUAGUGAUUCAACAUGACGAUGAAGCUGUCGUACUGGGAUAUUCGUGGGCUCGCCCAGCCUGCCCGUCUGCUGCUGGAGUACACUGGUUCCAAGUAUGAGAACAAGUUGUACGUCUGUGGCGAAGCUCCCGGCUAUGACAAGAAGUCCUGGUUGGAUGUAAAAGAUAAACUUGGAAUGGAGUUUCCCAAUCUGCCCUACUUGGAGGAUGGAGACCGGAAGAUAGUGCAGAGCAAUGCUAUCAUGAGAUACAUUGCUCGUAAGCACAAGUUGUGUGGAAAGGGAGAAGAUGCGAAAGUCCGUGUGGACAUGAUGGAGAACCAGGCGAUGGACUUCAGAAACGGCUUUGUGAGGCUGUGCUACUCUGACUUUGACACGCUGAAGCCAGACUACCUGAAGACUCUGCCAGGUGUACUGAAGCAGUUCUCAGAUUUCUUGGGGGAAAAUAAGUGGUUUGCUGGUGAAGAGAUCACUUUUGUAGACUUCAUCCUAUACGAGCUGUUGGAUCAACACAGGAUGUGUUUUCCUGAGUGCCUGGAUGACUUCAAGAACCUCAAAGCUCUUGUAGACAAUUUUGAGGCUCUUGAGAAGAUUGCUGCCUACAUGAAGUCAGACGGAUUCAUAAAGACUCCCGUCAACAACAGGAUGGCCAAGUGGGGAAACAAGAAGGAGUAGAAGGCGAUGACGCCUUAGAGAAACAACAAUGUUCACAAGUGCAACUGUCUCAGUAACUCAUAAAUUGAAGACCAGUGAAAAGAUUGUUUGUUGGAUGUCUUUUUUGAAUAAGCUGUUUACUAGCUGGAUAUGCAGGUUUCAAGUCCUUUAAUCAGGUUUUACACUUUCCCAAACAUUAACGUUCCUGUUAUGAGAACCAUUUUCAGUUGAAUCAGAAUUGUGUAAAAAGAAACCAAAGUUUAAUUUGAGUUAAAGCACUUAAUUUACUAGUCACAAUGUGAUAGAAUUUGUUUUUGUUGGAUUAAAGUGAAAUGUUUGACUUUC